AUGGCGCGAUACAUCAUCCCAUCUGUGACUAUUUCGUGAGUUUCCUCCUGAAAAUCUGUCCAAAUAACGUAUUUUGUCGAUUUCAGAGCCAUUUACGGUGUGUACAAAUCAUAUUGGCCGGAUAAAAACGACAAGAAGACCAUUCUAUCUGUGGAGGACGCUGUCAAACUCCUGAAUACGAAUGCAAACACCUCCGAGGCCCUCAAAUACAUACAACGCACAGAGAGUGAGUCCCUGCCACUCACCCGAGCGUGCACGGACGGACCAUUGACUCGAAUUAUCGAUUUUUGUAGGCAAAGACUUUCUGAAGACGUUGAACCCGGCCGCAGUGGCUCUUCUCGCAAGAUCUGGCUCCGAGUUAUGCCUGAAAAUCCCGGUGAAAUCGUGUCUGGAGCACAAUUUGGAUGUGACCGAGGCGUUGAGCAAGGUAAGUUUUGAAAUAUUGAAGAAUGUUCGCAAAACACAGUGUUCUUGCAGUUCAAUCUUGGCGACAAGUGGAACAGCAGCAUAGAAUGGAUAAAUCGGGUGGCGUGUCCGGAAGAGGACCUCUCCUGUUCUGAUGAAUGGCUCGUAAGGCUGCCGAGUCAAGUCGAACGGCUCCGCAGGAUGUUGCAACUCCUUUUUCUGACAACGGAAGUGAGCAUUUCAUCGAACCAGCGUGACAUUGAAAAUCGAAAAUUUGUGAGGCUAGCAGUCUGCCCAGAGUAACCAGAAGAGAAAAAAGCCGAAAGCGUUCCGUAUAAUGUGAACCAAUGUGAAGCAAUGAACGGCAAGAAAAGAGAAGAUACCAAUUUUUGAUAAGGAGUGUUCGCGGAGAAGAAAACAUCAAUUUUCUUAUCAGUAGCGUGAAACCGACUCAAAUUUUUCGGAUACUGUUUGUUCAAUUUCUUCUUGGCUGUUUAGAGUUCUAAAAGUGACUCUACAGAUCAAUGUGCACUCUCAAAAUUCCCGAAAUUUCACGGGAUUUCCUGGGAAUUUCGGAAUCCGUGUUUUCUUUGGGAAACCCCAUGUUAGAAACCUGAACAUUAUUACAUUACAGAAAGACUUUGAUGUCUCCGCCAUUAACACCGACGUCAUUCCGUUCUUGUUCAACGUCUACGCGGAGUUCUUCGACACAAACAAGGACAUGGCACUGCUGGCUCUUAAAAUCCUCUCUAACAUUGUCGGCGCUGAUGAAAAGUACGCAAAGUCAAUGCUCGACUCGGAAUGGCUGCCUCUGAUAAGCACGAUGGUGACGAGCGGGAAAAGUUUGAUGGAGCGCUUAUUAUCACAUAAAGUGAGUGUGUCCUCUUAUCAUCAAUUCGAUCAAAAACUGCCUUUAGGUGUGCCAAAAUGCGUUGAGUUCACUGAAAUCUGUCGACUAUCGGUUAUCAUCCGAUAUUUAUGAAGUGUUUCUCCCUGAUGAAGAGCCCGAGGUAACUUUUCGAAAGAUGGAACUAGUCAAUCAGCCAAUCAAUCUUCUCGCGGGAUGGCCAGCAGAAAUUUUGAGCGGCGAUUCAUCAAAAACAGAAUGAAAAAGAGAUUACACUCGGGGCGUUAUCACGUGUCGGGCGAGCGGUGGUUGCUUGCAAAAGUACACUCACACACGGGGAAAUAUGUGAUCUUAGCAAAGCAAAAGCAGGCUGACUGGAGGCGGCAACUCGCAGCAAAAAUGCUUCAAAACGUUGAUGCCAAUUCAAUCUUUAACCUAUUAGAAUUUUUGUUAGAUCCAUCAAACACAAGUCUAACACAUACCUACUUGCAGAUCGAUAUCGUUCUUAUUCAUGGAUUGCGUGGUAGUGUGGCGUACACGUGGCGACAGAAGGAUACAGAUGAAAACCUUCUGACGACAUGUUGGCCCAAGGAUUGGCUCCCACUGGAUAUCAAGAGACCUUUUCGGAUCAUUGGCCUCGAGUAUCCUUCGUAUAUCUUCCAAUUCGGUGGAGCUGUACAUAGUUUACAAGUAAGUUCCUAUAAAAAAUUAGUUCCGGUAUGUGUCCAGCGCUACGAGGGCGAUCUGCAAACAGUAAUUGUUCUUGUGGAACCAAAGGUUCUCCAGAAACUGUUCACAUUUGUCUUUUUAUUAUUGUUAAUCAUCAGAAAAGAGAAAAAACGGGCAUAUCGAAAAGUGGCCCAGACCGCACCCAGACGGCCCCAAAAGCAUCGACCCCAACAAGUCUGGAAUAGGCCAAAUGACGCCGUUAUCUGAAUCACAAAAAAAUCAAUCAAACCGAAUUACCUCUUUUUCAGACCCGCUCUGAUCGUUUCAAAAACCAACUUGAGACCGCCGGCAUCGGAAAGCGCCCCACGUUAUUCAUCUGCCACUCGAUGGGUGGUCUUCUCGCCAAAAAGUUGCUCAUCGACUGUCCGGAAUUGCUCAAAUGCACAGUCGGAGUGUUAUUCAUUGCGACACCACACAAGGGAAGUCCAGUUGCCAACUGGGGAUAUUCUGUGUUCCAGCCGACCGAAGAUGUCGUGAUGCUCAACGAGAAUAACGCAAUGAACAAGAAAGUGAGUUAGGUCACUGGGAACACCGAAAUUCUUCGUUUUUGGUUAUUUGCCCAUUUUUGGUUGAAAACCGUAUACUUAAUGAAUAAGCACAGCAAAGUUGAUUGUUCAGCUGAACGACGACUUCUCGGCUGUGAGCAAGAAGAUUCCGGUCAUCGUGAGCAUGGUGGAGACUAUGGAAUCCAAUAUUAUUGGUGAGUUUUUCACAAAAUGUCAGAAACUGUGUACUUGAUAGAAUCCUUAGAAUCCCCUGUAAGCUUUGUUAAUCUAGUGAUAAAUGGAUAUUUGCAGCAAAUGCGAAGAGCAUCGUCGUUCCGAACAAGUCAGCAGUGUUUGAUCAAGGAGCCGUGUAUCAUAUUGAAGAAGCUCACUUGAAUCUAUGCAAACCGACCCGUAACAGCCCAUCGUACGGCGUCAUCCUCAAUUUUUUGUUAGAUUGCUUCCGGGAGUCGGAUAAGCGACAGAAAUCCUAA
This is a messenger RNA of Caenorhabditis sp. 36 PRJEB53466, 2960 nucleotides long. The record is from the annotation of a GenBank genome assembly. Lineage: Eukaryota; Metazoa; Nematoda; Chromadorea; Rhabditida; Rhabditidae.